AAAAAAAAAAAAAGAAAAAAGAAAAAAACAGAAGUUGGCGAUAUCAUAACAUCUAAUUCACAAUUUUGACUCAUUUGAGUGACAAAUAUAGAAAAAAAAGAUCUGUAGGUAAGAAAUGCAGACGAGCGUUGAAAUUAGGGUUUCUGAAAAUGGACUCGCCUGAAUCUUCCAAACCCACCCCCAUCGCCGCUGAAACUGCUGCUAUUGCUCAGGACUCUCCCGUGUUUAGUUUUAUUAGCAACCUUUCUCCAAUACAGCCAGUGAAGGCACCAUCAGUUAGACAAGAUUUUGUGGAGGUCAAUUCUCCUCCACUUGUAUUCAAAUCGCCUCGACUCAAUCCCCGUAGCCAGCUAAUGUCUCUUAAAAGGUCACAAUUCCCUAGGCAAAUUCUUUCAGAGUUACCUGGACAGGAUGAACAUGGAAUGAACAGUGUCCCUACAACUAAGUUGGAUGAAAAACCGGACAUUCAGCUGUGCACGAACGAAGAGGAAGGCUCAGAUAGGAACAGACCUGUAAACGAUCUAGAGAGAAGUGCCAUCGGAAGUUCUGAGCAGUUCUUGAGAGAUACAAUGAUCAUGGAUUCUGUUGGUUCAGAAUUUUCAUUGGAUUCAACCAUGAGAAAAUCUGAAUGCAUUGAUCAACCAUUGAAUGCUGUAGUAAAGCUUGACUCAGAACUUAAUUCAAGAAUUAGUGAAGAAGUAGGGCUUGCACCUCCUUUCAUCAGUAGGCAAGGUGAAGAGGUACGUAAAGAAAAUAUACCAGUUGAUGCGAGAGGAACGGAAAUAGAUAAAACGCAGGGAGAUGGUGAUUACGUUGAUCAGUGUCCACAGAUUGGACAUGAGUUACCUGUAGACAAUGCUUUGACAAGUCGGGAUAAAGAAAAUUAUGUAACUGAGUUCCAGAAUGUAGAAGCGGGGCAGGUCGCUCUCUUGGAUCCAUCCUCUUAUUUGCUCUCUGGACCAACAGAAAUUGGGAAAAGGAAUGAAUCUUUUGUUGAGGCUAAUGGAGCAGCUUUGACUGAACCCUUUCUCAAGAAAGUGCAAAAUGAUCCCGAGGUUUUUCAACAUGGUGGGACCCGUAGACGUUGUCUGCAGUUUCAAGAUUCUCAGUACAAAGCAAUAUUAAAUCAGUCUGCAGAAAUUCCGUCUAAUUGUGAUGGAAUAAAAUCACUAUCCCUAGAGACACCAUCAAUGCCCAUCAAUGGCAAACACGAUGAAGUGACUCAGCUCGUAAGGUACCCUAAAAAUUAUUCGAAUUCUACCAUCAACAUUCCCAAGCCUUCGGGUAUUGGCUUGCACCUUAAUAGUAUUGUCAACACGGUGCAACCGGGAUCUGGUGCAAUCGUAAACGUGAAAUCAGCUCACGGAAACUUAAGUGUUACUAGGAAGAAGUCCACACUCACAAUCAACCCUCGUCUAUCUGAGUACUCAAACAGCUCUUCCGUAUUAUCUGUGGUUGAGAAUGCCUUAGAAAACACUGAUGAUAAUACACAUGAAAUUCAAGACUCAGCAGUAGCUAUGACAGCUAUGCCUUUGUCCAAUCAUAUUGUCCAACCUUCAAACAACACCGUCGUCUUAAAUUCAGUAGGGGAUCAGUCAACCCCAGGUAAUAAGAGGAACUACACUGAAACAGAUGAUGGCUCUGAUGAUUUCAACUACAAGUCAAGUCCCAAAAAUAAAAGGAUGAAAUCAUCGGACCCAGGUAAUGCUGGUGGUUGCAAAAAUUGCAAUUGUAAGAGGAAUAAAUGUUUGAAACUUUAUUGUGACUGUUUUGCUGCGGGGAUCUAUUGUGCGGAUUCCUGUGCUUGCCAAGAGUGCUUUAACAGACCCGAAUAUGAAGAUACAGUUCUCGAGACACGACAAAAAAUUGAAUCUCGGAACCCUCUUGCAUUUGCUCCUAAAAUUGUACAACAAGCCAUCGAGCAACCUGCAACCAUUCAUGCGGAAGACGGUACCAAUUUCACGCCAUCCUCAGCACGGCAUAAAAGAGGGUGCAAUUGCAAGAAGUCGAUGUGUCUCAAAAAGUACUGUGUGUGCUAUCAGGCGAAUGUUGGAUGUUCAGAUGGAUGCCGAUGCGAAGGAUGCAAAAAUGUUUUCGGCCAAAAAGGAGAAUAUGGCAUGAUUAAGGAUGUAUGGAACGAAAAAGAUACCAAUGUAACAACAAAUGGUUCAUUUCUUGAAAAAUGUGAAAUUGAGCCAUCUGGAAAUGGUGUACACCGUGACGAGCUUUACAAUCUACAUAAUUUGAGUCCUAUAACACCAGCUUUCGAUUUCUCAAACCAUGGAAAAGAUGCAUCAAAAGCUUGGUGCCAUUCUGGAAAGUACUUCGAGUCGCCUGAACCCGGUUACACGUUCGUAGCACCAUACAUGAUGUCUUCAGAAUCUUCUAGAAGUUCAGACAAUCAUGUUCUGAACUCUGAAACUGGCGAGGGAAUUCUUGAUCGGGUUUCUUUUGAGCAAUCACAUCACGGUAAUUCAGAAAUGGUGGACGAAUUAUUAUCCGCAGAAUUUCACCAUCCUGGUACAAUGGGUCGUCUUUCCAGUACACCAAAUCUUAAGAAUUGGGCCGAUAAUUCAAAAAGUCAACCCUUUCCUGCACAAAGACAUUCUUCAGGGAGUUCUCUUGUUUGGGGUGGCUCACCACAAACGCCAAUGGCUCAGUUUAGCGGGACUAAAAUGCACCGAGAGCUUCAAUUUGACAGCGGGUUAUCCAGCAUCGCGGAAGAUGAUAGACCAGAGAUAUUAAAAGACAAUUCUACCCCUAAUGAUGCUGUGAAAGUAAGCUCACCAAAUAAGAAACGAGUGUCUCCUCCUCAUCGACGGCAAAACGAGUUUGAUUCGAGUUCAUUAGCUGGGCUUACAAGUGGGCGCAAGUUUAUACUGCAAGCUAUUCCCUCGUUUCCACCUCUUACCCCAUGCGUUGAUUCCGAAACAGUUACCACUCAGCACAAAAUUGAUCCUCAAAAUCGAAACGUUCACAAAUAAGCUAACAUUUUAGAAGAUACACUGUUAUUCAGGGACAUCGACAACAACUUUUCCAACUCGUGCGCGAGUCAAAAUCUUGCCAGCGCAUACAAAUGUUUCUACUCAGUCGUACAGUUAAACGAAGAUGGCGCAUAAAAUCACGUUAUUUGAACAUAUUAAAACGGAAUUUAAUCUGCCAGUGGUCCGGAGAAAUCAUGUUUAAGGUUUGAAGAAUGGGCCGUGAAAUCUCCAAAACCCGUGCCAUCUCAAACCACAGAUCAGGGAUCUUUCGUAUUCGUUCGUUCAUUGUUAGAGAAAAACGAGGUCUACUCGAUACAGCCAAACAUAUCAACUUCUAAUGCACAUUUGGCAGACACGAAAUCUUUGCAAAGGUAAUUGAGGACUUAUCUUACGCUUUGAAUUCUUGCCCGUCGUUUUUUUUUGCCACAUCAAUAUUAGCACAGGAAAGACAAAUAUUACUUACACAACAAGAAUACGUACAUCGAACUGCCGAUGUAGUUUUUCCUUUCCCCUUGAUUAUUUACGAGAGCUUAUAUUUUUCUUAAAACCAGAAUUUAUGGUUGAUUUUAGUUUGACUAGAAUUCGAUUUUUUUUAUUGUUUCUAAUACAUUUGUUCAUUCUUGGAGUUGCUUUCAUAUUGUGAAAUUUAUUUUGUUUUUUUGUUU
Molecule: messenger RNA, 3649 nt
Organism: Erythranthe guttata (spotted monkey flower)
Lineage: Eukaryota; Viridiplantae; Streptophyta; Magnoliopsida; Lamiales; Phrymaceae
Product: protein tesmin/TSO1-like CXC 2
Molecular function (GO): DNA-binding transcription factor activity
Source: RefSeq, a predicted model, not a curated record